Messenger RNA from Rattus norvegicus (Norway rat), 6031 nucleotides. The record is from RefSeq and is a predicted model, not a curated record. NCBI's taxonomy places the organism in Eukaryota, Metazoa, Chordata, Mammalia, Rodentia, Muridae.
CAAAUAACUUUUGCCGCUGCACUAGGCAUCUUUUUCACUUUUUUGAUUGUACCUUUGAGUAUAACAUUUAGAAUUUUUGAUGAACCAAACUAUCCACCCCACAUCUCGGUUUCUUCUGCUUUUGACUCUGUUCUCCAGCUUGACCUAAGGUUCACAGCUGUUAUACUCAUGUUUUCUUCUAAUAGUCCUACAGUUUUAGUUCUAACAUCUCAAUAUAUGACUUAAUGUUAAGCUAAAUUUUGUACCCUGUACGAGGUAGGAGUCUGACUUUUUCAAAGGAAUAUUGAAAACAGUACUCUUUGAGUUGAAUUGUUUUGGUGCCUUGCUGGAAUAUAACUCUGUAAAUGCAAUGGCUCAUUUCGACUUUUACCUGUUCCGUGUCCAGUUAAAUGCUGGUUAUGUUUCUACUACAAAUGAACUUCACAGUUGGUUAACUCUUUGCCCUUUAAUUUCCUCAUCUAUAAAAUGAGUCAAAGUAGUAACCACUUCAUGGAGCUCUUGUAUUAAAGAAACUAAUAGUUGCAAAGAGCUUAGAACAAUCCGCAUAUAGUAAGUACCUAGACUGUCUUAGCUGACGCUUCAUUACUUCCACUACAGGUGUUACUGGCAUCACCACUGUAAAACUUAAUUGUUGGUGGCAGAUGGUGCCGAGAAGAUUGUGUUCAUACGUAGAGCUGAAACCAUAUCACUUUCCCCCCUUUGUAAAACGUCUGUUCAGAAUUGAUCAGUAGCCUUAAUGAAAGGUGAUGUGAACCUCCUAGAGGAAACCAGGAGAACACGUCAAGAUACAGGCACAGGCAAAGACUUUCUGUAUGAGACUUGACAAAAGUGGGCUGAUGAGGUGGCCCAGUGAGUUUUGCUGCCAAAGUUUAUUCCCGGCAUGUAUAUGGUGGAAGGAAGAAAACAACUCAUGCAAAUUGUUCUCUGGCCCUCAUAUGUACACUGUGUAUGUGCUCCUUCACCCCCAGAGAUAAGCAAAUAAAUAUAAUAAAAGAAUUGGCAAUGAUAUUAUGCCCUUUUAAAAAACUGCACACUUGGAAUUCAAAGAGUGAAGAAAUAGCCUCCAAUAUGGGUAAAGGUAUUUUCCUAUUGUAUUUUAGUGAUUUGUCAGGGCACUGGUAACCAGAAUAUAGAACUUUUAAAAACUAAACACCGGAAAGAAGACUUUGAUAUUAGUGGGCAAAUAAACCAAACGGUUUUCAAAACAAGUACAAAUGAUCAAUAAAUACAUGAGAAAAAUGUUCAGGAGCUGGACAGAUGACAGUGCUAUUCUUCUGGAGGACUGACUGAGUGUUCACGAUCACCCGUAAUUCUGACUUUAGGAGUUCUGACAUCCUCUUUUGGCCUCUGAGAGCACACACAGAGAGAAUUUUUUUUUAACGUUUAUUAUCUUCAGCCACCAAUGAAAUGCAAAUCAAAGCCACACUGAGAGCUUACCUCACCAGAAUGGCUACUGUCAUCAAGAAAACAAAUAUUAGUGAGGAUAUUGGGAGCUGAAGAGGAGCCCCUGUAUGUUGCUGUUGGAAUGUAAUUAGUACAACCAGAAUAGAGGUUCCUCAAAACUAAAAACACCGAAAGAACCACCUUUAGAUUGCAGUUGUACACUCCUGGGUUUAUACCCAGAGGAGCGUUAGGCAACCACAGGCAUACCUGUGCUUCCAUGGUUAUUAUGACUCUGUUCUCAGUAGUCAAGGUAUGAAUUCAGCCUAGAUGUCCAUCAGAAGAUAAGUGGAUGAGGAAAAUGUGAUGUAUGUAGGAAGUAUUUAUUCAGUUACAAAAAGAAUGAAAUCCUAUGUGCAGGAAAUAGAAUUAGAAGCUAUUAAGUGGAACUGAACCAGACUCAGAGAGAUAAAUAUUACUUGUUUUCUCUAGAGUUUAGAAAAAGAUGUGAAAGUAGGAGGGAGAUACUUGCUUGAUUGUAAAGAGGAAGGGGACCAGUUGGAGGGUGAGGAGAGAGGGCAGUUGGUGUGAUAUAAUGUAUGUAUAUGUACAUGUAUGAAAAUAUUACAGAACUCAUGUUAAUAAAACUUGAAAUAAAAGUAGGUAAACCAAGUCAUGAGAAACCAAAUCUUAAUUGUUGGUCUGACACAGAGGUUAGUGUGAGGGAAUUUGCCUGAUGUAUUUUACAUCUGGGCAUCAAUCUGAACUCAGCACCACAGGGGGAAAAUAGUCAUUGUGACUCAUCUCCUUUGCUGGAUUGUAAGCUCUGAAAUUGACAACAUGUUUGAGGAGUGAAAUGUAACGAGAAAGACAGUAGAGAGUUAGGAAGACUGUUUUAGGGAAACCCUGGAGCUUAGGCAUCUUUAUCACAGUAAGUUAUUUUAUUAAAAAUACUAAUGGAAGGGGAAGGGGAAACUUAAGAGUACCACAGUUACCUAGCAUGUGCAAGGGUCUGUGUUCUCCAUUGGAGAGACGGACAGGUGUGGGUGAAGGAUGCUGACGACAUCAUGGCACUGUGGGCUAGUAAGGCGUAUGAGGGGUAGCCUGGAAGUUCUGUAGUUAUUUUGGUAGGUUGUUUGGGUAAUAUGUGUUAGUGAUUGACUUUGAGUGACCAAUAGUGUAUGAACACGUAAAGGAAAGAAGUAAAAGCACUUCCUUUUGGAGUAAUUUAACCAAGAGCAAGUACAAAUUUGAAUUCUCUACUGCACACUCCCUGUGUCUUCGUCCUCUCUCUGUUUAUGAGUCUGAAUCUGUGCUUGCCUACGGCUGUCUUGUGAAUCUGUCCUAGUGUCUGUCUGUGUGUGCAAUUAUUUCUCUCUCUCUCUCUCUCUCUCUCUCUCUCUUUCUCUCUCUCUCUCUCUCUCUCUCUCUGUGUGUAUGUGUGUGUGUGUGUGUGUGUGUGUGUGUGUGUGUGUGUGUGUGUGCUUGUCUGUCUCUAACAAAGGGCUUUGCUCUGUAUUUCCUGAACAGCAUAGAAGGCAUCACAUGGUGGAAAGAAUGGAUGCUUUCCAGAAGUCUGGCUCUACAUGAUCCUAACUGACCCAUAUAACAAACUACCAGCACCAUUGCUUAUCAACCAGCCCUCAUGAAUGUCAUUGAUCAGAGUGAACCGCUUUGGUCCCCGGGGAGGUGCAAGAAAGACUCUGAAAGUAAAGAAGAAAGCUGCAGUGAGGCAAGAGUGGGAUAAUACUGUGAAUGAUCUAACAGUUCACCGGGCAACUCCUGAAGAUCUGGUGCGCCGUCAUGAGAUGCACAAGUCAAAGAAUAGAGCAUUGGUGCACUGGGAACUUCAAGAAAAAGCUUUGAAGAGAAAAUGGAAGAAGCAGAAACCAGAAACCUCAAGUAUUGAAAAAAGAAAGUUAUCUAUCAUGAAGGAGAUUCUUUCUGAUCAGUACCAGACACAGGAUGUGCUGGAAAAGUCUGAUCAUCUGCUGACUGCAGCCAAAGGUCUGUUUGUUGAUGUUCCUCGUAAGCGCACAGGGUUUCCAAACGUAACAAUGGCUCCAGGCUCCUCACGGAGCCCCGCUGGAAUAAAUCAAGACCCUGGCACCCAGUCUAUCCUUAACGAAUCAAUCAUAGAGCCUCAGGCUCUUAAUGAAGUAGACGAUGGAGGGGCGGAAAGCACUGCUCAUAGCCAGUCAGAAGACAGUGAGAGCGAACUGCCUAACUCCCUCAGCCCACACUCCAACAGGAAUACAGAGAGGUUUCUUCACCAGCUAAAGGAAGAAAAUUCUGAGUUAAUCAAUCAACUGUGGACUGAUAUUCAGCAGAAGAUCGCUGCCCAGUCACAAAGAACUCCUCCAGGCUCUCCGUCCUCGGAGCUUUCAGCAGAGGAUCAGAAAGGUGCUCUGAAUGCAACAGAUGCUGUCAAGAGAAUCCAGGCUGGGCUUCAGCCUGAGGAGUCUGCUGAACCUGUAGACUCCAGCUAUGUGGGGCAGGUGCUGAACACAAGGAAGCCAAAGCCGCUGCUAAGCAAAGUGAAAAGAAAACAAGAUAUGCGUGCUCUCUCCAAGCAGAAGAAAAACAUGCUCUCCUCCAGCACAACCUCUGCAGACUUAGCAAGUAGCAAUAAUUCCAGCCUGGAUGUCCUCAAACACAUGAUCCAUGAGGUGGAACAUGAAAUGGAAGAGUAUGAGCGGUGGACAGGCCGUGAGGUCAAGGGGCUGCAGGGUGGUCAGGGACUCACAGGCUUCACUCUGUCCCUGGUGAGCUCGCUCUGCCGGCUGGUUCGGUACCUUAAAGAGAGUGAAACCCAACUUCGGAAAGAAGUAGAGACAAGGCAGCAGCUGGAACAGAUGUUAGGUGAUCACCGAGAGCUCAUUGAUGCGCUGACAGCUGAAAUUCUUCUCCUCAGAGAGGAAAAUGGUGCCGUGCAGGCGAGACUUCAGCAGUACAUGGUUACUACAGAUGAGCAGCUUAUAUCGCUCACACAUGCCAUUAAGAGCUGUCCUGUGAUCAAUAACUCCAGACAAGAAAGUCAAGCACCAGAAAGGGCAGCUAUGGGUAGAAGACUUGUGGAUAAUGUAGGGGCUCCUGUGGUAAACAGUAAUGUCUCCAUGCCGUUGAUGCUCAAAGGGGAGGAAAUGGUUGACUUCCCACAGGAAGAGCUGCCUGUUAAACUAUCUCAGGGGCCACCCCCCACAGAAAACUUGAAUCUGGCCAGUAACUUCCCGACACAUAUUUUUGAGCCAGCCGUGAUGCUCACACCACCCAGGCAGAAGAGCAACUCGGAAUUCUCUCCUCUGCAGGACGUACUGAGGAGAACUGUUCAGACUCGUCCAGCUCCACGAAUUCCUCCCACUGUGGAAGUUAUAGAGAAGGAACAGACCUGGGAAAAGAAGAACCUGCCUAUUGAUCCAGACAUUCAGAACUCAAGUGAGGAAAGCCGUCUCUUCACUCAGAGGUGGAGAGUCUCUCACAUGGGAGACGACUUAGAGAACAAAAGCCAGCCACAGUUUGUUAGCCUGUCACAGCCCCCACAGUUUGUUAGCCUGUCACAGCCCCCUUGCAGUUCCCCUCCCAGCACUCAGCAAUCGAGAAACCCCGUGUUCUCAGAGGAGCCCACAGUGCUUGGAGAUGGGCAGCAGCUCGGAACAGCUGACGCACUGAUGCACAGGAAGGACAUAAUGGCCCGGAUCGCUGAGCUGACACUGCAGAAUUCAGCCAUGAAGGCGCACCUGAACAAUAUUACCAGCUCAGGGGGAGAGCACGGCGAUGGACUCCGGGAGCCGAGCAGACAGGGAAAUGCCAGCGAAGUGCCUGCAAAUUUCCCAGCAGUUCAGUCUCUGAUGCCAAGCAGCAUGGAGGAGAGGAUUGCAGAGCUGAACCGACAGAGCAUGGAGGCUCGCAGCAAACUGCUCCAGUUGAUAGAGCAGCAGAAACUUGUUGGUUUGACCCUUUCCUCGUCACCAGUGUCACCUGUUGAGUCACCUCUCAGAGCUUGGACUGAGGAAGGAAAGCGAACCAUCGAGGUAUCUGUCCCAGGAGUGGAGGCUUCCGAGAGUUCGAAGUGCAAUACUGUGUCUCCCGUCAGUGGGGUCAGUUCCAGAAGAUCGUCAGGGGCGAUUAGCAAUUCCUGUUCUCCACUGAACGCCACCUCGGGAAGUGGGAAGUUCACGCCAGUUAAUCCAAGAACAAAGCAGACUGAGAAGCAAAGUGAGGAAGGCUGGUUUGCUCUUUCUGCCCACUUACCGUAAGGGAAGCCCAAGCAGAGAGCGUCCUCUGGGAAUUCAUCCUGGCAUUUCCUUCCCACGUCAUGGAUUCUCUGUUCACGUUGCAACAUUUUCCUUCAGAUAAAGCCUGCAACCUAUGCUUAUUCAUGGAAACGGAGAAAAGGACAACUUUUUUACCUUUUUAAAUGGGUUUUUCAACAAAGCAUCUAACCUAUAAAUUCCCAGUAAAUAAAACUCUGUAGGGGAAUUAAAGUUUUAUAUUUAUUUAACCUUGUGUAACUUUUUAGUAAUACACUGUUACUCUUGUCAUUGCUGUUGAAUUUUUUUUGUUAUUUAGCACAUCUUAAGUGUGGCUCAACUUCCCAGAAGAACAUAAUUUGCUUUAUGUAUAACUUAAAAUAAAAUUGUUCUAGCUUUCA